CGAGCAGGGGGAAGCACACACACCGCUGGACGGACGGAUAAACGGACGAGCGGCUGCGGGAGCGACAACACGGUGACGAGAUGAACGCAGAGCUCCUGAUGAGCACCACCGUCGCCAUCGGCAACAACACUACGAAGUCGCUGAUGGAAUGCGUCCACGACGACGACGCGUUCAAGUACAGCGCCUACCGGUACACGUACCUGCUCGUGUUCCCCGUGGCGUUCCUCUGCAACAUCGCCGCGCUGGCUGUGUUCUUCAGGCAGACGGGCCGCAGACGGUCCGCCUCCUGUGUGGUCAUGAUGAACCUCGCCAUAUCGGACGGCAGCUUCUCCCUGACCCUCCCUCUGCGAUUGGCUUAUUACUUCAACAAAGGGGUGUGGUACUUCCCUGACUGGGUGUGCCGGCUGUGCGUCUACGGCUUCUACGUUAACCUGUACACCAGCAUCCUCUUCCUCACUCUGCUGAGCCUGCUGCGCUGGUUGGCUGUGGCUAAACCACUCCGUCACCGCUCUCUAGCUACGCCCGCUCGAACCUUAUGGGUCUGUCUGGGUGUCUGGGUGUUUGUGGGCGUGUCCUCUGCACCCUUCCUGACCAAUGGGGUCAUAGAAAGGAGGGGGGCGCCCCGCUGCUUCGAGCCCUACACCCCGCCCUCCUGGUCGCGCAUCCUCAUCUUAAACUACGUGGCGGUGGCCUUCGGCUUCCUCUUUCCUUUCCUCACCAUCAUCGUCUGCUACAGCAAAAUCAUCCGCCAGCUGACGGCCGACUCCAGCCCCUGCGGCAGCAACCUGGCCAGCAAGGCUCGCACUCGCAACCGGAGGCGCUCGGUGCAGCUGGUUUCCAUGGUGACGGCGACCUUCCUGCUCUGCUUCUUGCCCUAUCACCUGGUCCGCUCGCUGCACCUGCACGCCGUGUGCAGCCGCUGGGGCUGCAACAUCACGAGGGCCCUGCAGCGGGGAGUGGUGGUGACGCUGUGCCUGGCGGCCUCGAACAGCAUGGUCAACCCGCUGCUGUACUACUACUCCACCAGGACGUUCAGGGAAAACCUGAAGGAAGCCCACUCCUCACUGCGCUCCAGCAGGGGGGGGUCCACCAGGUCGGGGAAGUUCCAAAUGAGGCGGAAGAGCACCAUCUGAGGAGGUUCCCCUCGUGAACGCAGACCUGAUUAUUCCAGUGGAACUAUAGACACGAUUCCUCUAAAGCUUCCUAAUAUGGACUGAGGGGAUGGUGGAACCACACGACUGAAUCUGUUCACCCGAGAGUCGCUGAAGGGACGAAGGCUGACACGAAGGACCCAAAAGACUCGAGGGGUCGAGAAGGGGUCAGGGGGUCAUCAUGGACUCAGGUGUUUCUGAAGGGUCUGUGAGUCCAAGGGGUUAUAAAAUUUCAGAUGUUUUUCAGGAGUUGUUGAGAAGGAUUUUGUACAGUUUGUGAAGUGCUUGUAGAAGCUGAUCCUGCAGCCAUCUUUAAACACUUAACUCAGUUAUUCUGAAGCUUUGUUUGAGUAACUUUAGAGAAUGAGGCGUCCUGUAAACUGUCCUGUAAACAGCACACGGAGAAGCAGCAGAGUAACAGCGCCCUCCUCAGGCGGUGCUGAGAUCAAACCUCAUGGGUGGAUUUAAAUGAGCCGCAGAGCUCCAUCACAUGACCGAGGCUCUACGGUGGCCCUGAGGUUUAAACCCAGCAGCACAAAAACAUCCACCUGUCACCAAACUGAGGUCAAAGUUCAGGCACCAGGUGAUAAUAUUUCACUUUAUGGAAAUGCUGAGAGUUUGUUUUUGCUGUUUCUGCUGAAAUAUACUUCCAGCACCUGCAUUAUUUUCUUCUUCUCUUAUAUAAAAACUACUUGAAGUGUAAUGAAGCUGUGCAGCAGCAGACUGAAAGGAGCUGAGGGCCUUCUAUUUAAGAUGACUAAUUGGGCUUUGAUUGAAAUUAUGAGUCUUGCUUCCUGUGAUCAUCCAAACAAGAUCAUUGUAAUAAUAAUCAUUUAUUUUUGCUCCACAGUUCCUGUAAAUCAAACACACCUCUCUGCUUUCCCCCCGAAGGCUCAAACUCACUCGCUGUUUGGCCAUGGUUAGCAUGGGUGUGGUUAGCAUGGGUGUGCACACAUAGGUGGCUCAUCUUCAGUCCCCAGAUCUGCAGCAUCCAGCUUCCAAACAUGAAAAGUUAUGGAGGAAAACAAGGAAGAUGAACUGUAUUUAUCUCAAAGUUGGGAAAUCUUUUUGUUUCUAGUAAAAUAUUAAGUUAAACUCGACAGAUUUAUAACCAAUAUCUUAAUUAACUAAUGAUCAGGAGGCUCUGAUGUGUUCUGAGGCUCUGUGCAGAUUUCUUGGCUCAAGAAUUGCUUAAAUAUUUGUAUCAAUCGUAAAGGUUGCGCAGGUGAAUCCGUGGAGGAUUAUUAACGCAGAUAUUCUUUAUGUACUCUGUGUAUUCAUGUACCACAGAAACACAGCAGCGGGGGGGGUCAGAGGCUUAAAAUGCACUUUUAAUUUCAUUCUGUGGAGAUGGAAGUCUGACUGUGCAGUGUGU
Messenger RNA from Archocentrus centrarchus (flier cichlid), 2526 nucleotides. RefSeq names its product cysteinyl leukotriene receptor 3 (gene cysltr3). The record is from RefSeq and is a predicted model, not a curated record. Bases 81 to 1133 code for a protein of 350 amino acids. Gene Ontology annotation, biological process: G protein-coupled receptor signaling pathway. Gene Ontology annotation, molecular function: G protein-coupled receptor activity. NCBI's taxonomy places the organism in Eukaryota, Metazoa, Chordata, Actinopteri, Cichliformes, Cichlidae. Gene Ontology annotation, cellular component: plasma membrane. The transcript is spliced from 5 exons.